GGGUAGAGGAACCUAACUGAGGAACAGAACAUCGACUUCUUUCACUCAAACCCAGAGUGCAGUUUUACACAAGAUUCCUUCUUGUGGAAUUUAGCUCUGAGAGAAUAAGGUAGAGGAGUGGGAGUGAAUCUGAUCACCCAUUUACCAAACAGGUGAUGAAGCUUACUCUGUACAUUCUGCCCAUGGGGUUUAGUGGUCCCGUCUGGUUCCUGAUCUUGGCAAUCGCCUAUCCUGGGACAGUGCAGGGGAAAGUGGUUGAUAAUUUCCAGCCAUGUCAGCAGUUCUUCAAGGACGGGAUUGCGCCCCAGGGAUUUGAAAAUGAGGAAAACAAGGACAGCAUGGUCAAGAUCUGCCAGAUGUACAAGAACGCCUAUCACUUUGCCACCUUGUACCGGACGGACCUGCGGAUCCCAGUCUAUUCUGCCUACAGUUAUACCAACUCCAAUCCAAAACCUAAAACUUGCAGACCUCUCAAAUGGUUUAUUGAGCCUCAGAUUGAAAAUUGUACCUACGACCAAAAUAUGCAGAUAAUCAAAUUAGACACCAGUGACAAACAGGCAUUGGAUUCAGAUUACGAGAGAUCAGGUUACCAGCGAGGGCAUCUGUACCCGUUUUCCUUCAACCAUCAAGAGAGUGCAACAGCCAGCUGCACCCUCACUAAUGCCGUUCCCGAGAAACAAAGAGCCAACGUGAAAUGGUAUCAUUACACUGAGAAAGUCGUGAAGGGAUUGACACAAACAUGCCAUAACACCGGCCGUCGCAUGUACCUGGUUACAGGCUCUGACGAUUACAAUCAUGGGAAUAUUAAAAAUAGGGUUAAAAUACCCGGGCUGAUCUGGACGGCAGCUUGCUGCACGGUGCCCAGGAACCAGAACGAUCGCUUCCUGGCUGAAGAGGUGGAAGCAACCCGAAAUCCACAAACUACCAACGGAGAUUUCUCCAUUGCGUUCAUGGGAACGCUAUUUCCGGAUUUGAACAUUGUCAACGUGUCGGUGUCGACUCUGCAGAGUAGGCUGAAUGCGAGUAUCUUCAACGAGUGCAAAGAGGCAACCAGAGAAAUCUAUGAAGAGGUGCAACGUUUGCUCAGCGAAUAACGCGCGUCAACAGAUGGCAACGUGCGCGGCAGCCUCGCCAGCAGUGUGUCAGUCAUUUUUUGUAUGUCUAAUGUAUGUGAAAUGCAUAUCGGUAUGUUUU
This is a messenger RNA of Leucoraja erinaceus (little skate), 1194 nucleotides long. RefSeq names its product endonuclease domain-containing 1 protein-like. Bases 156 to 1094 code for a protein of 312 amino acids. The transcript has 2 exons. Gene Ontology annotation, molecular function: hydrolase activity; metal ion binding; nucleic acid binding. Lineage: Eukaryota; Metazoa; Chordata; Chondrichthyes; Rajiformes; Rajidae. The record is from RefSeq and is a predicted model, not a curated record.